CCGGAAAUGCGACUAGCCUGUGAGAAGCUGAAGUUGGGCCAAUACUUGGCUGUUCUCAAUCACGUCCGCAAGUCGCCUUUAAAUUACGGGGCUGGCUGCUCGUUCUCCAGUAGUGUUUCUACACGGCUUCGAGAAAAUGAGUGGACGCGGAAAAGGAGGAAAGGGACUCGGGAAAGGAGGCGCUAAGCGUCACCGGAAAGUUCUUCGUGAUAACAUCCAAGGUAUCACCAAGCCUGCUAUCCGCCGUCUGGCCCGCCGUGGCGGUGUGAAGCGUAUUUCCGGUCUAAUCUACGAGGAGACCCGUGGUGUGCUCAAGGUGUUCCUCGAGAACGUGAUCCGUGACGCUGUUACCUACACUGAGCACGCGAAGAGGAAGACUGUGACCGCCAUGGACGUGGUGUACGCUCUGAAGAGGCAGGGUCGCACUCUGUAUGGUUUCGGAGGUUAAAUCCACAGCUCGACUCUACAACACAACGGCUCUUUUAAGAGCCACACACUUCACUUUAAGAGCUUUGUUCUACAAUCUUGUUGUUUGUCAUAAUUUGGAAGGAAGUCCUGAAAAUAUUAGUAACUACC
Messenger RNA from Maylandia zebra (zebra mbuna), 576 nucleotides. Lineage: Eukaryota; Metazoa; Chordata; Actinopteri; Cichliformes; Cichlidae. The record is from RefSeq and is a predicted model, not a curated record.